AUGGUUCUUGAUCUUUCAAACCUUUCCACGAACAUAAUUUCAGAUCUACGCCCCCUGCUCGCCCUUUUUGGGGAACAAGUGGCCAAACAAUUCAUGUCUGAGUCCACAGGGUUUUCCGACAACAUCUUAUUUGCCAUGGCUCCUCUCGGAAUUAUAACGGCGUCUGUCGGCGCAAUUCGGAUUGGAGGACCGAACUGGAUGAAGGCAGUCAUUGGCCGCGCAAGAGAGAAUAGAGCGAUUGCUGAGAUCGAGUUGAUGAGUAGCACGAGUCAUGAAGUAUAUGAGUUGUGGAACGGCCAGCAAAUUGUCAGGAUUAUGGGGGCGCCGCCGAUACGAGAACUCGUGUGUAUUACACGUGAUGGAACAGAGAAGUUAUAUACCCUUAAAGAAGCGAGGACUGAGGGGGGCGGUGAUAUUUUGAGGAAAAAAGCUGGCGAUAAAUUUCAGCGUUUCAAUGGAAGGAUUGGUCGUUCCAUAUCCUCAUUUCUGUUACUUCUGGUUGGGCACCGCGAGAAGGCCGCCAUUGCUAGCCCCGAAGACGGACAGAAACCCAUAUCCCCACUGAACUCUCGUAAUAAACGAUUUGACGAAGCCCCAAAUAUAUCACUGAAUGUUAAUACCCAUGUCUCCCGCUGGGAGCUACGAUUUUUUGCUCUCGUAGCAACGGUAUUUCAGGCAUCAGUUUUAAUUUACGCCCAUUUCGCUGCCAAUAAUCAAUCAUUACGACUGGUAUUUGGAAGACUCGGAGAAUAUGAUGAGAGUUCAUGGGCUGUACAUCUUAUAAUGAUCGGUACCGUUGGGGUAGUGAUGGGUAUGCUCAUCUGUACAUUCAUCAUUGAGCAUUCCACCCAGGAGGAGCAAUAUCAUGCUUGUAAACCCAAUGAUCGUGUUCAUGUUAUGUGGCUACAAAAAUCAGCUGCCGUCUCCGAUCAGGCCUUUGACUCUUAUGCGAUUUUCGGCGAAGAAUCACGGCAAGUGGUUACAACCAACCAAGUUAAUCAUCCAAACGAACAGUCUCAACCUAGCACGGACAAAACAGUCUCUCAAAUAAAUGAGAACAACCGUGCUCAGAUGGUGAUAAAUAGACGCAAGGAUUUGGGAAGACUGACAAGGUGGUCUGGACCAGCGGCCGACAAAGCGACCUCUGUUGCAAAGGCCAUAGAAAUCGUUCUGAAAAACACUAUCAGACAUGAUGGCAAGCAGUGGAAGGUCGACGUUGCAGACAUCGAAGCUGUUUUAUCACUCUGGUUAUUUGCCGCGGCCGAGAAAGAAAGAGCCGGAACAGUGGCUAUGGAUAAUGAGAGGGACGAUGCGUGGCUGCGGAGCGGGGAAGCCUCACGAGGGGAUAGCAUACGACUGUUGGGCGAGAGCAACGCCGUUAGUCGAAGAGAUAUGGGAUGGUGGGCCGGAAGUGGAAAUAACAGGAUCAUUGAAGUAUCUUCCACUUCUGACGAGAAAGAAACAAUUGAAUUCAGCUCCCAUCGUGUUGUGGGAUAUAGUGGCUACGAGCUGGUGGGAGAUGAGAAAGAUGAGAAAGAUGAGAAAGAUAACGCCGCCUUGGAUGUGAGACAAGAGAAGUCCUGUAAACGCAAAUAUCAAAUCCAUGUGGUCUCAGAUGAUAACAAUAAUAUGCCCGAAAAUGAGUUAUUUACCAGGCGCAAGAUUUCAAUUAAUUCUAUGAACGAAGCCGGGAAAAGACGCACCGGAAUCAGCGAGGGCGCAAGUAGGCUACACAACCCUAUGAAAUCAAGCAUUCGAGCGGAAUAUACUGGAGGAGUUAAGCAGGCUUCCACGACCAAUUCCAAGUCGUAUCAACACAGUCUCGCCACAAUGACAAAUAUACCACUCGAAGGACUUUUUGCCCUUGACAUAUUCUCCGCGUUCAUGUGGGCAUACGCUCAAACUCUAGAGUUCAAGCGGAUCGCCGGGGACACCACAAUUCAGCAAUCGGACCGCAUUAUUUCCAAGGGCGGUGAUGUAUCAUGGCAAUCAUUCACCCUCAAGAAUUCAACACUCAGUAAAAUUGCCGAGAAUGUGAGCAGAACUGGAUUGGCAAGUGUGGAGGAAGUGUAUUUGACAAUCAUCCCACCACUUUCAAAAUUCCGUCGUCUGCCAGAUACAGGUGUGGCAAUUGAGUAUGCAAGUCAGCAGGCAAGAACUUAUGAGCUAAGCGCAGAAUGGGACCGGGCUUCGCAGUGCCAUCUUUGGGCAUUGUCAAUUUGCGAAUCAUUUGAUCGGAAUGAAGAAGCAGCAAUUUACGCAAUUGCAUCAUUAACGGAAUAUCUCAAGUCACUCAAGGAAGUAGCCGACAUAAUGGCCGAGCAUAAGUACAGCCAGAAAGAUAUUCAAUGGUUCCGCAAGAGAAGAGAAUCACUCGCCAAAACACUACGAGAUUUCAGCGAUAGUUACACACGCCAAAAAAUUCACGAGAUAUAUAUCAUACAAGGGCGAAUCGAAGGGAACGAAAUUUGGAAUUCUCAAGAAAUCACAAAGAUGAAGACCAACGAACCCAGCAUACCAUUGAAAUUUAAUAAGAUCCACCAAGCCAUUAUAUCUGAUCCUACAAAAAAUCCGGAGGAGAUUCGAAAACUGCUCAAAGAGAAGGACGCGUUAGGGUGGACGCCACUUCACUACGCAGUGAUGAAAGAGAACUAUCGGGCUAUCACUAGUUUACUUAAAUGGGGUGCGGAAUGGGGCAUACUCAAUCUAGCAGAGUGGUCACCCUUACACCUUGCUGCCGGAUCGAAACCCUCACGAAACAUUUUAAAAACAGUCCGGACGAUCAAGUUAGACGUCAAUAUACAGGGUCGAGGAGGACUCACACCACUACAUUUUGCGGUGCGAAGUAAUAAUGUUCCUAUGGCAGAAGCGUUGAUUGAUAAUGGAGCGAACAUCCAAACCAUCGAUAAUUUUCGCAGAACCUUAUUGCACUGGGCAGCACAUUACGGAUCAAUUGAUGUUGCCUACGUUCUACUUCAGAAAGGCACAAACAUGGACUCAGCCGAUGAUCUUGGAAGAACUGCUCUCCACCUCGCCGCUCUUCGUGGUCAUAAAGAAAUUUUGGAAGUCCUUUUGAAUUCAGGUGCUGAUAUUGAGGCUUUGGAUCGUGAUGGAAAAACUCCUGUUCGAGUGACGAAUCACAUCACUAUUCGCAACCUUCUAAAAGUUAAGGGAGCGAAUAUGAGCAAGAAUCCCAACGAAUACCGUAGUGCCCUACAAGAAGCUACAAGAGAUAUAAAUAUUGUUGGUGUCAAACAGCUUCUUGAUGCAGGAGCUGAUCCCAAUUGCAAGUUUAGCUCUGCACUACAUACAGCCAUCAAGGUUGGCGAAAGAAGAAUUAUCGAAAUGUUUCUAGAGAAUAAAGCAAACAUGGAUUUCACCAACAAGAAGGGCGAAACAGUCACUGCGCUCAAGGUGGCUAUCGACGCGGGGAACCUGGAGGUCUUUAACUUGUUGAUCUCCAAGGGCGCAAAUAAAAAGGAUUCAAACGCUCUCAGAGCGGCAGCGGAAGCAGGAUAUAAGGAUAUCGUCGAGCUUCUCAUCAAGGAAGGAGCAGACCCAAAUGUUGAGGAUAAGAAUGGCGGCACAACUCUUCAUGCAGCGGCAGAAGCAGGACAGUAUGAUAUUAUCGCAUUUCUAUUGCCGAAAAAUAUAAAUUUUAUGGCAAAAAACAAACACGGCGGUACCGCACUGGAGAUAGCAGCUAGGUUAGGGCAUUUCCAGAUAAUCGAUCUGCUGGUUUCUAAGAUGGCGGGUUCGGUGAAUAUCCAAAAUAAUUCCGGCGAAACUGCUCUGCAUGUUGCAGUUCGAGGGAGUAAAGAGAUAGCCGUGCAACGUCUUCUCGAGCAAGGAGCGGAUAUUCACAUUCAGAACAAAAACGGACAGACAGCACUACAUCUUUCCGCCCUGCUAUCCAAAGAAAAAAUAGUACGAUUAUUGCUCGGUCAUGGAGCGGAUCCGACGGUUAAGGACAAAGAUGGCGAAAUUGCCGCGCAGAUAGCAAGAAAAUCCGGUGUUAAAACGAUUGAAGACAUCUUGAUACUUCACGAAAUCAACUUCAACAAAAAUCACGAGGAUCUCCAUAUUGCAGCAAGGGCCGGGAAUAAGACUGUAGUAAAAGAUCUCUUAGCCAAAGGAAAGCAUGUCGACUCCCGCGAUACGAAUGGUAAAACUGCAUUGCAAACCGCAUCGAGCCAAGGACAUCAUAAGGUUGUGAAGCAAUUAUUGAACGCCAAUGCAAGCGUCGAUCUCCAAGAUAAUAAUGGUCUAACCGCACUACAUGCGGCUUCAGAAGCCGGACAUCAGCUGGUGCUAAAUCUCCUUUUCGAGCACGGUGUUAGUAUCGACAUCAAAGACAAGGGAGAUAGAACUGCACUAUUUCUAGCGGCUGCUGCUGGGAAGGACCUAAUUGUCCGGAUGUUGGUACAGAACGGGGCAGAUAUCAUCACUAAAGAUAAAAGUGAGCAUACGCCGCUCUCCAUGGCAGUUGAACGAUGCCAUGAGGAAGUGCUAGGUGUUCUCUUAGAACGUGAAGUGGACAGAAAGUACGAAGAUCAUAGUACAAUAACCAAACACAAACACCCCAGCAUUACAGCUCUGCUAUUAGAUGCGGAUGGUGGAAAGCUUCUAGAAAAGGCAAUCCUGACUGGGAAUGAAAAGAUUGUUCAAAUACUCCUAGACAACGGCGUCGACGCAAAUGCUCCCGGGGAUAAACACGGCAGUGCUCUUCAAGCUGCUCUGUUUUCUGAAGACGCCGAAUGGUUGCCUUCACUAGGAUUGUUAGAGCUCCUCUUCGAGCACGGGGCCGAUAUCAACGCCUAUAGCGACGAGCAUUGUAGCGCACUUCAAAGGGCUUCAGCAGAAGGCUAUGUAGAAGUUGUCAAGCUACUCCUCGAUAAAGGAGCGGAUAUCAAUAUCCAGGGUGGUAGAAGCCCCAACGCCCUCCUAUGGGCCAUAUCUCGCGGGAAUAAAGACGUUGUAAAACUACUCCUCGAAAGCGGUGCAGAUGUCAACGCCCGAACGGAAAAAUACGGAACUGCGCUUCAAGCUGCCGCCGCUACUCGAAACCUAGAGAUGGCCGAAUUUCUUAUGGAUAACGGCGCCGAAGUAGACUCGCCCGAAGACAACCAAGACAAUGCGCUCCAAGUGGCUGCGUGUGAUAGGGAUUCCGAUUUAGUGCGACUACUCCUAGACCAUAGGGCGAAUGUCAACGCACAGAGCGGGGAGCAAGGAAGUGCUCUAGUACAAGCGGCUCGAUAUGGACAUUCGAAAGUUGUAAAGAUGCUAUUAGAGAAGGGUGCAGAUGAGAGCGACUAUAGAAGUGCGCUAACUCAAGAUGCUGGUAACGGAUCCGGAGGAGUUGUAAGCCUACUGUUAGAAUGGGGUGCUGAUGCGAAUGCGGAUGAUGGGAAGGACGGGUGUGCGUUAGUACAAGCAGCGAAGAAUGGGUUUAUAGAUGUUGUCAAGUUAUUGCUGGAGAAAGGAGCGGACGCAGACACUACUCUAGUCGAAGCUACGAGGCAUGGGUCACAUACUAAUGUUAUAUCGGAGCUUUUGAAGAGUGUGACCAAUAAGAGCGUGAUUGGUGAUGCAUGUAAGGCCGCAGAUGAAGAGGGACACGAAGACUUGUUGGCACUAUUGUUGGAAUACUGGAAACCCGAGGAAAGAAACAUGUAA
Molecule: messenger RNA, 5676 nt
Organism: Morchella sextelata
Lineage: Eukaryota; Fungi; Ascomycota; Pezizomycetes; Pezizales; Morchellaceae
Exons: 9
Coding region: 1-5676 (1891 amino acids)
Molecular function (GO): protein binding
Source: RefSeq, a predicted model, not a curated record